Messenger RNA from Ziziphus jujuba (common jujube), 2439 nucleotides. RefSeq lists its product as uncharacterized. Lineage: Eukaryota; Viridiplantae; Streptophyta; Magnoliopsida; Rosales; Rhamnaceae. The coding region runs from base 160 to 1689 and encodes 509 amino acids. Gene Ontology annotation, cellular component: nucleus. The record is from RefSeq and is a predicted model, not a curated record. The transcript is spliced from 17 exons. Gene Ontology annotation, biological process: proteasome-mediated ubiquitin-dependent protein catabolic process. Gene Ontology annotation, molecular function: protein-macromolecule adaptor activity; protein binding.
AGCAUGUGGGUCUCGCGCCAAGGCAAUUAAACAGAAAAUAGAUAAAAUAGAAAAACCAAAGCUCAUGAUGGACCACAUCCCUGUGCUUCUUCUCCUUCGCUCCUUCCCAGCGAUCUUUCUCUUAGCGGCUGUGCCUCUAAGUGUUCAACUGGUUUUUCCAUGGAAAGCUCAGAUCCUCGAUCGCUGUUCCAAGACAUCAGAUUAAGAGAGCUAAAUGGAUUCAGAGUUCGCAAGCGAUCGUAUAUCGGUGACGCCGCAUCUGAUUUCAGUGAAACUGGAGCUGUGGCCGUAGAACACGCCGGCGAUGUAACUCCGCCGUUGGCUAUUUCGUUUUGCAAGAGCAACAAGAACUCGCACAUCCUCGCCGUGUCCGACGAGGACGGUUACGUGAGCUUGUUUGAUACUCGUCGGCAGUUUGCAUCUUCCUCCUCUCACCAGGAAAAUGCAGAGAAAGCUAGGGUUUCUGAAUGGAUUGCGCAUCAUAAUGCCGUGUUUGACUUAUGUUGGAUCAAGGAGGAUACUCGUAUUCUGUCAGCUUCAGGUGAUCAAACUAUUAAGGUGUGGGAUGUUGAGAAAAGGAAAUGUACUGAAAUGUUAAUGGGGCAUACAGGAAGUGUAAAAUCUAUGUCACCUCAUCCGGCUAAUCCUGAGAUUAUUGUCUCUGGUUCAAGAGAUGGCUCCUUUGCUCUUUGGGAUAUGAGAUGUAAAUCCAACUCCAAAAGUAGGCACGAGGAGCUAUGCUUAAGCUCAAUUGCUGUGGUUAAAGGAGCUCAUCUUUCCACCCAAGCAAAGCGUGUGCGUCGUGGCAAGGCUGCUUCAAUGAGUAUCACAUCAGUUCUUUAUCUCAAAGAUGGAAUUUCUAUUGCCACUGCUGGAGCUGUGGACAGUGUUGUGAAGUUUUGGGACACCAGAAAUCUGAAAACUGUAGUCACACAGACAUGCCCUAAUCCUGAGUCGACUGAGAAGGAAAGAAGAUUACACGGUAUAUCUAGCUUGUCCCAAGAUUCGAAUGGAGUAUCUCUUUCAGCGUCAUGCAUGGACAACAGAAUAUAUCUAUAUAAUGUAUUUCAGCUUGAAAGGGGUCCUAUCAAAUCUUUCUAUGGCUGCCAAAUUGAAUCAUUUUUUGUGAAGUCAAGUAUCAGCCCUGAUGCAACUCACAUACUUAGCGGUUCUAGCGAUGGAAAUGCGUAUAUUUGGCAGGUGAACAAGCCCCAAGAUAAUCCUACCAUAUUGAAAAACCAUGAUGGAGAAGUCACAGCAGUUGAUUGGUCUCCUUUGGAGACUGGGAAGAUAGCAACCUCUUCUGAUGAUUUCACGGUACGCAUUUGGAAUUCUCAAAGUAGUUACUGCUCAAGCGCUAGAACGCCAUCUACCAAUAGGAGGGUAAUGGCAGUACCUGGUGCAGAAUGUAGAAAGCUUUUCAUGAACGAAUCAAUGCCUCUUAAAAAGGAGAAUGCUAACAGUUUGUGUACGGAUGAAGUAUCACAUGAAGUCAAGUCACCGAGUCCUAUCAAAAUGUCCAAAUGCACUACUCCUGAAGCACAGAAGAAAAGGUUCUUGUCGGAUUCUGAAUCAAACGAAACCCUUGAGAAAACUCCAGAAGCUGCAUUGAGGAGCCCAUCUUCUGUCUUGAACCCUCCUUCAUCGCUUAAAAGGAAAACAAUCCGCGAUUAUUUUAUAGCUGCGUAAAUGAUCAGUAAAUGAUUCAUUCAGUUGCCGCAGUUAUAUUAUAGAAUACGGAGUUAUUGUUCAUAGUGUUGAUAUUGCUGCUUGGUCUGCCACUACAGAAGCAAAGGCGCACCUGCGAAGCCUUUUUAAGGGUCCAAGUUGAAGUCUGGAAAAGCAAAAUAAGACAACCUCAAUUAUUCUUUCCCCCAACCCAAAGGAAAGGAUUUGGGUAGUUGACGUGAAAGAUGUCAGCCAUCAAAUGAUGUAUCGUAAAUAUUUUAUAUUAUUUUUUGUAGAUGGACUCUAAUCCUUUGAAUUGGGGAAGAGAUUCUUUUUGGUCAUCCAUAUCGGUGGGAAUAGUAUGAGUUUGAAUUGACGGUAUAGAUCAAUAGACUUUCAUGAUAGUAUACUAAACGUUCCUGGGAAUCAUUGGAACACUUGGGACGAAAAUUUGCCAAACAUAGGAACGGGCCUUAGAAGUAUUCCUAAAAACCUUUUUCCGUUUCGUUCGGUGAUGGAAGAAUUUCAACUCGAAGGGACUUGCCGGCAAUAGAACUUCGAUUCCAUUUCCAUACUGAAAAAGAAAACAUGGCUGAAAUUUUAGUAAAGGAUAGUUGCAACAAUGUUAUGCUGCAAUCUAAUGCUUAAAAAACUUUAGAUAUUGUUUCGUAAGCCAGUUUAUUUCUGGUUUUCUAAAGCUUUACCUUCUUUUUUAUUUUUUGCUGCAGGCUUGAUACAUUAUUUAAAUGACAGUUGCGACAUUCUUAUAUA